GAAACAGCUAGUCCGGGUCCGUGAGGUUCGCUGGCCGUUGAAUUGUUGCGCCGCGGUCAGAGUCGUUCCAAUUACGGCGUCGAACGGUCAGACGGAAGCUGGUGCGAGUCCAAUUGGCGAGAGGCGAGUGCGUACGGGAACCAGUGCUUGUUGUGCUCCGGGUCGAGUUUAUUGAAUGAAAUUGCGAGUGAUUGAGUGAAUUGACUACGUACGGUGCGGGCAGGUUGGCGUGAACGGCGGUGCAUGCGGACGCGAUUGUUGUGCCAGUGACUGUGCAUUUGCUCAAGAUUUGCGGGGCCCCGACAGCCGCGCCGUCGUCCUCCCUUGCAUGGUUUGCUAGCAACGCGACUUAUAUAACUGAACGGGUCCAGCUGCUGACCGACUUCCUGCUGAACGUCGGGAGUGCCAGCGUGAAUAUGACGUGGGAACACCUGAAGCCGGGCAGCUCGCCCGUGGACUGGUGCGAGGGCAACUACAAGAUCUCGAACAACAUCGCUGAGUUCGUCAACACGUUCAGCAAUGUUCUAUUCGUCCUACUGCCGCCUAUUCUAAUUCAUCUAUUCAAAGAAUACGCACGCCUUGUAAAUCCAGGAAUUCAUGUGAUUUGGGUACUUUUAAUUAUUGUCGGAUUAAGCUCAGCUUACUUCCACGCCACACUGAGCCUUAUUGGACAACUGCUCGAUGAAUUGGCAAUUCUAUGGGUUUUCAUGGCCGGAUUCUCGUUAUUCUUUCCCCAGAGAUUAUUUCCCAAGUAUUGUCGUGGCAAUCGGAAGGAAUUUGCCAAGUUGAUGUUCUACUUUGCACUCGGUGGGACGUUUCUGUCAGUGUGGAAGCCGAUUAUCAACGCUUUUGCACUAAUGGCACUAGGGAUUCCUACUAUGAUGUUGCUGUAUAAGGAGCUUCAGAGAGUCAAGUGUCCACGAGUUCGUCGUCUUGGAAUACGCUGCACCGCUGUCUGGUUGGUAGCUGUCUUCUGCUGGAUCAACGAUCGUAUGUUCUGUGAUACAUGGUCUGCAAUAAAUUUCCCCUACUUGCAUGGAUUCUGGCAUAUCUUCAUUUUCAUAGCCGCCUACACGGUAUGUGUACUAUUUGCAUAUUUCGCUGUUGAAAGUGAGAAACCACAAAAGAUUCCAGUAUUGAAAUAUUGGCCGAAAAAUUCAUUUGAAUUCGGCAUCCCAUAUAUUUCGAUCAAGCACUCAACUGAAGAGAAAAAGGGUGACAUUUGAAAAGUUGCCAUAACGAAAAAAAAAUGGUUGUUGAGAAGUAAGUUUUAAGCUUUAAAAAAAAAGAUUGUUAACUAAAGAUAACAUGAACAUAUAUCCGAGAUAUUGAAAGAUAGAAACCGUUGAAAGACAUUUUAGAUUUUAGUAUAUUUUGGACUAUUAUAUAGAUUCAAAUGUUUCGUAGGUGAUGUUGAAUUUGAACAAUAAGAUAUGAAAUUAAAAGUUUAUUUAGAGAUAUAGAUAUUAACGGUUGUAGAAUCAAGUCUGGAAUGCGAUUUGCCUUAGAAAAUUCCGAAAUUUUAAUGAAUCAUAGGGACAAGGAGUUGAUUUGAUCUGGAAUCUGCAAAGGACGCCUUCAUUCCACUUCUAGAUUGGCUUAGCCUCGUUUCAAAAGAAGGGUCUGGACGGUGCCGGGGCUAUAAGUUGAUAAUUGCUUUCACGGACCCAUUCUCAGAAACUACGUAACUGCAAAAUCUGUCUGCAGCGUCGAGGUUUUUAACACUUUCUCCACAAAAGUCUUCUGCUUUCGAAAAUACCGAAGGAAAGGCAAUAUCCACUUUUUUGAGUCCAUCCUCAAAUGGGUAAGAGGGAGUGUUUUGUGCUGCGUGUUUCACGUAUGGUAUACAAGAUGAUUUGCCCAUCACAUUCAUGACAUUCAAAUCCAAAUCAGAAGGAGUGUAGGCUUUUCGGGAAAACGUCCAGAGAGCUGAAAUCCAUUUUAUCGAAUCGGUAUCUCCUUUCGGGGAUACCGACUAGCAUAUAGGAAUCUAUCCAUCAAUCUCAGGGCUUUAUCAAAGUUUCAUUUGCUGAUUGACCAUUGUAGAUUGUUUUCGCAUGAUUCGGAGGUUCUUCUUGGUGAGAGUUAAAUAGUCCUUUGCGCACUUGAGUUCAUAUCCUCCAUUAAGCAUCGUGGACUGCUCCAUUCCUGGUAGGAUCACCCAGUAAAGAUGUUCCUGCUCCAUUCUUGGACAGUUCGUCUGCUGCCUGAUUGCCUUUCAACCCAACAUGGCUUGCGCGCCAGACUAUUCAGAUCUUGUUGAGCGAGUCGAGCAUAUUCAGUCUCCCAUGCCUGAUCGCUGCUUGGCUGUCAGUCUUCCCUCUAGUUCCUUUGGAGGUUAAAGGAGCCACGUCUGUUUAUUGCGUAUAUUUCUGCCUGGAAUAUGCUAGUGUGCUUACUGAUUGGCUCCAAGCACAUUUUCCUUGGACCAAUGACUCCGGCACUCGCUCUCUCUGCUUGGAGGGAUCUGUCAGUGUAUCAAGUAAUAAGUUGGUUUAAGUCGUAUGUCACAGCCACGCUCUCCCAGGUUGCUUUGCUACUCCAACGUGUUUCAAACAUCUUAUCGAAGUGAAACCUCGUUGUAAUGUUAUCCCUUGGUAUCAAAAAUAUCGAUUUAGGCAACACCCCGCCUCACUGAUAUUCUCGGCCAUCCUGAAAAUUGCCCCCCGUGCCUACAUCUGUAUGUUCAGAUGGGGAAGGGUUAAUCCCGCAAGGACAACCAGAGAUACCGUUGGGCAUGUCGUGAUUGUUCCAGUGAUACACACGCAAGUUAGUCUUUGGAAUUUGUGUAACUCCUUGGCUUGUGUGUGGAGUUCAGUUUUUUCUACUCAGAUUACCACCCCAUAAAUAUUCAUUGGUCUUACUAUUGCAGUGUAUAUCCAAAGUAGUAUCUUCGAGGUGCAUCUCCAUUUUUUCCUGUUAUGGACCUGACCCGACACGGUUUUCCGACAUGCGUCUUCCAGAGUAAUUUUUGGUCUAGCAUAAUUCCCAAAUAUUUGACCUCUGUUUCCAGUUUCACCUCCAUGUCAUGUAACCUUUGGCUCUCAGGUUAUCAAGCGUAAAUACCCAUAUCCAGAGAAGGAUUGCGUCAUGAGGUAGUUUAUGUCGCUGAAAUCUAUCCGGGCUCAUUUUUUACACUGGGGAUUAGUUUGGCAGUUCAUUUGUCACUACAAUUUGCAUAUCAUAGCUCCUGCCAUUUUUGGCCUCAUUUCGUGCCUUAGUUAACCUACCUCUUGGAGUUUUUCCUUUUUCGGCGUUCCAGAUUUUUUUUUAGGUGGAUCUAAUGUGGGAUUCGCACCCACUAAAAAAGCACUCCCACCUCUCUCCUGUCCUUGUCCCACGAGAGCACCAUGUAGGCAUUACUUCGCGAGGCGGGCUUGCCUUCCGUAGGCUUUCAUGUUUCCAACUCUGCAGUCUUUCGCUCCUUUGCUUCCUUCAGCAGCUGCAUUCUGUCUUUAGGGUACAGCCUCUCCAUUUCUUUGCGUUUCUCUCAGGAGUUGGGUUUGUAUCCGCUCAAUUGUGUGGAUGACCGAAGUCCAGUUUACCUCCGACCUGAGGAUUUCCCGAAUUGAGUUUUGGGGGGUUCACCCCGACUGCCAGGGCCUCGCUCAGGCUUCUUCUCUCCUGUAAGAUCCUACGACAUUUGUAACAGUUCGGGAAAUCAUCCACACCGAAACGAUGCAGAUACGUUCGGUAGUAACCACCGUGUCCAGUGAGAAACUACGUGAGGUGAUAGUUCGCCUCCCCGUGUCGUCGGUCAAGCCAUUCCCUAAUAUCAGAAAUAAGCUUGUAUGUCCACCGACCUUCUUUUGCCACUCGCCGGUGAUCUGCUUCCGUUCCUGAUGGACGCGCCUGUCUCCGUCCAUACAGGCACCGCAUCUCUCUCGCUAACAUGUCAAUAGGGACCAUCCCUGCGCUUACGAACACCGCAUUAUCCGAAAUAGUUCGAAAUGCGCUCUAUAUGCUUAGUGCAAUCAGACAAUAGGCAGAAUUUAUCUUCCUCUAGUUCUAUACGUCGUCCAGGCCACGCGUUCAACAAUUUGGACCACAGGACCCCAGUUAUCAGCAGCCCGCUACAGUGUUUUGGCCCACCUACGUUCGGCAUCAUCCUGGCAAGUGCCGUGGUGGCUUUUGCAACUUUUUCACAGGCGUACAAUGUAUGCCCUUUAAAACUCAGUCUGGCAUCGAGAGGCACUCCAAGGAAUUUGAUGAUCGGCUUUGAGAAGAUCACAUGGUUUCCAACCCGCAGACUGAUCGUAUAUCUUCGAUUUGUAAUGAGGAUUGCCUCAGUCUUUCCCUCCGCCAGGCUCAGUCCGGCUCCCUCAAGCUAGGACCUUACCGCCAUGACCGAUUCGGUGGUGUAAACUUGCACAUCCUCCGAGAGUUUUGCACCGAUCACUGUGGCCAGGUCAUCUUCAAAACCGACCAACGUGGCCCCCUCUGCUACGGGAAGAAAGAGCACCUCGUUAUACAUCACGUUGCAGUGCAGAGGUACCACCUCUGUAAUGAUGUAUGCAUUGGCCCCUUCGUUCCUCAUGUACUAAAGAGCUGUCUCUGACAGGUAAGUCUCGCUUAGCUUAGCUAAGUAACCAAUUGCAUUAAUUUUGGCAAAUGACUCCUUAAUGCGGCCCCAGUUGGUGGACUUGAAUGCAUUUUUUACAUUCACUUUCACCACACCACAGCACUUGCCUCUCAAGCCAAGUCCACCACUCUUCCCAUCGCGCCAACAGUCGAGCGAGCUUUCCAGAAACUAUAUUGUUCAUCCAUUUCCGUCGCCCACGAUUGAAAGCAAUCUAACGUAGAUGAUGCGCUCUAACAUCUUCCCCAUAGUUUCCAACAAAGAGAUAGGUCAAUAGGAUGCUGGGUCCCCCGGUGGUUUGUCGAGUUUCGGCAACAACACCAGUUUUUGCCUUUUCCAUUGUGGAGGAAAUAGGCCUUCCGCCAUGCACGCCUCGAAGGUAUUUAUGAACCAAUCGGGUCUGGUUCCCACCGCUAGGUUAGCUUCAUUAAGGAUACUGUCCAAACCCAGGGCCUUGCUACCGCCGAUCCUUCCGCAGAACUGUCGAGCUUCCUCGGUAACGCGAGGUAUUACACCCACCUCGAAUUGGGCCUCCGUUUGAUACCUGCUCCCCAUGUGGUGAGGGAAGAGCGUGGUUACAAUUUUUUGUAGAAGCCGUGGACAGGUCACCUGAGGCAACCUUUGCCUCUGCAGCUUCUUCAUAACCAGCCUGUAUAUUAGCAUCCACACACAGUCGCUUAAAGCAAUCUUUUUCUUCCUACGAAUGGCCUCCUUUAUUCUACCACGCAACGUCCUAUAAUCUCGUUCGCGCUUAUCGUGAUUAGGUCUUCCCCUGGAUCGCUGGAACUGCCUUCUUGCUCGAUGGCAUGCCGAUUUUAGCUCCGCGAUAUCGCUAUUCCACCAAUAGGUUGGCUGUUUGCUUGCAAACUCUCGCCUCCGCGUGAUUCUCGAUGCCAUUUCAGUCGCCGUGCCAUUCAGGUCGUCGAGUUCAAGAGAAUGUAUCUUGCUCGUCGUCCAGCCCGCUUUCUGCGAGCAUUCAACGGGCCACUUGGCCCACCAGCGACUUUAAUGAAGAUCGCUAUGGGUGUAAUGCUCACUGAUAUACUAGGCGGUUCCCCUUGCCAAUGCGGUGCUCACGUACGUGAGGUCGACGAUAAAGCCCAGGCCUCUCCCUCUGAACGUAAAAGAGUUCCCAACAUUAGCAAGUACAACAUCCAACUCGGCAGACGCCUCGAGCAGGAUAGGUCUCGUUUGUCCUUCGACUACCGCACUCACAGGCCCAGGCAUUAAAGUUACCUGCUGUGAUUUUCGGGGUAUGAUUCCUUACGUCCAGCACCAAAUGGUGCAGUAUUUCCCCGUACUGCGCACGUGUUGCGCUAGGAGAAGCAUAACAGCUGUAGACAUGAAUUCCGUCCAACUUUGCUCUCACGAAAGCAGCUUUCGGACGUCGCAUAACUUUCUGAAUGGCCUGCCCACCGCACGCCCACAUCGCUGCUUUACCGGUUUGGUCCCUGGUCUAGACACCAUUACCGUAGUUGCGAUAGGGUUCACAAAUAAUGGGAACGUAAAUUUCCUUCCCUCGGAUGAUCCGUGAGAUAAGGUCUUGCGCCGCCUCACAGUUGUUGAGAUCGAUUUGAAUCAAUCUCAUUUGGGCUUGGUAUUUAGUGCUCUCCUGAACCCUGGACAUCUGCUACUGCCAGUAAUAUGUCGGUUGUCGAUGUCCUCAUUUCUUUCGCACAGCAUGCAUUUCGGGUCAGCUGUGCACUCCUUGUCGAUAUGUUCAUCUCUUCCGCACUUUCUGCGCCACUUUGAUCUAUCGUGGGCGCUGGUGCAUGCUGCGGCUAUGCGCCCAAAAUCCAUCUUUUCAUGUCCACUCGCUCUCUGAGUCGACAGUUGACCCAGCCUAUCUUGACUCUGCCCGCCGCUAGUAUUUUUUACGCUGUCUCUGCUGGCAGACUGAUAAUUGCACUCCGCGUCCCCCCAUAAACCUUUCGCAUCGAUUUGACUGCCGAUUCCUGUCGUCACGAAAGCUUGAAUACCUUUCCCAGUGUUGCGUGGACAUCCUCCUUCGUGGUGGCCUUGGCUAUGUCCUUGCACUCGAGAGUUACUUCCUGCCGUCUGGUCCUUACUUCAGUCUGCUGGCCAAGGGAUUUUUCUACCUGACCGAGGGAUUUCUCCGCUGUUUUAUCAUUCGACUUCUUUAGCUCCAGCAUGAGGUCUCCCUUUUACAACCGCCUCAUUCGGUUGACGCUGUUUCCUAGAUCCCUAAGCUCUGGGUCCGACUUAACUUGCUUAAGAAUGUCGGCAUAAGUUGCUUCCCCCUUUUUGGAAAUGACGAUAACGUCUGGCUGUAUCCUGCUCCUCUCCUUCCUCUUCAUGGAGAGAACAAUGCUCCAUGCCUUCGUGCCUCGCACUUCAUGCUCUGCCUCAUUUCCAGGCAUCACAGUUACUGCCUUUCCUUUGACAUCUUUGGCUGUUAUCAAUGCCUGGUCUCGUUUUUUUGGAGAGGGGCGUUUAAUCCUUUUGGAGAUCUGUUGGGGUCCAGGUAUUUCACUCAUCCCCUCGUGGCUUCUUUUUCCAGCAUUCUCACCGAGUAACCUUUGCAGAGGAGGUAUCACCUGUGUUGCCUGGGUGACUUUUUUUCUCUGGUUUACACGCUCCUUUCUCCUCCUGGGCUCUGCCAUAUGCCAUUCUGAUACAGCUGAUCAUUGCCCUAAUAUUUUGGUGGAUGUUCUUCCUAUCCUUUAUGAACUCACAGAGCUCCAUUAUCUUCUCACCCAGUGCGGCAAAUGCUGCUCCUGGGUGGUCGUUCGCUCGCUGACAUUCGUCACACCUAUCAUCUGGUAUUAGAUGGUAGGGCAGAACUAAGGCAGCGUCUGAUGGAGUUUCCCUAUCCUCUGGUAAACGAAACUGUCAGUCAUCAGAAAUCUUUUUUGAAACCAUAAUUUUGUGGGGAAAAUUUAAUUGUGCGCCAAUCAAAAAUUUUGUCGAGGCAACCGCCAAAAAGUCUCCUGAGUUAAUUCCAGUCAAACAAGUUCAAAUCUUGCAUCCAUAUCUGUAAGUACUUCCCAAGCUAGUUGUUUACCGGAACAAGAUUAAUUUAUUGCAGAAAAUCAUAUAAUAAAUUUACUCAUUUGACUGACUAAUCACAUGCUUCGUGCAGUUAAGAACGUAAUACGUGAAAUUGAAUGUGGGGGGCUUUUAUUAGUUUAUAGCGGUUGAGUUAACGCAUCACCUUCGUAUUUGCCCGGAGAGAAUGUCAGGGUUUCUCUUUUAAUGCUAGAACUGUGUCGAAUGCAGUUCAGUUUCCGCUAAAAAGAUACAUAUACUUUUCUGUUAUCUACAGAAAAGCAUAAAUAGAUGUUUUCUAACAAUUUUGAAUGUUUAUUUUCAACCAAUCCGAUUUUUUAUGGAUAUUUCAAUCACGAGGCCUUGUUUGAUAAAAAUUUAAAAAAAAAAUGGCGCUCUUUUAAAAAUUGGGAUCUUAUCAGGUACUGCCACGUGAGUGCUGUUGUAAACGGCAUUGCCGCGAAAGUCAGCUGAUGGAUUUUACUGGUUGCAAUUGUAUGUCUUUCAUUGGAAGAAAAAAAAACGUGUAAGAAACUUUUUAUGAAGGAGCUCGUGAUGCAGAAUGAAAUCGUCGCUCCACUGAUAAAUAAAUGACAGCCAGACAGACAAUGAACCGAUUUUAAUAAGAUUUGUUUACCACGAAAUUUUAGAUGCAGAUAUUUUGAGGAAAAAGUAAAAAUUGUCCGGUAUACGACCCCUAUACCGAGAAUUUGAAAGAAUCUUUCUUUAAAUCGAUGGGGCUCACAUAAAAGCGGUUAGUUUUCAACUAAUUCAGGAAUUUUUAUUUGCCUAAUUAAAUCCGUAAGACGAAGAACCAUUAAGAGUUUGGUAAUUGCUUUUAAUUCUGAGAAGUACAUGCAUAGUUGCUUGUUCAGAUAAAACCGCCCAAAGUCCACUUCUUUCUGAGCCUCAUCACAUCUAUCUUAAAAUUUUCCCAAAUUAUGGUAGUAAUUAUCAUGAAUCUUUGUCCGGUCUUCACUUCUUGUCUUCUCCUAUGAUUCCACGCAUUCCAGAUUAUCUUAAGUCCAAAGCUGCAAACGCAUCCACAUAUAGAUACAUAUAUAUAUAUAUUUAGGUAAAUGCUUCCAAUAGUUUUAGAAUUUGUGAUAGAAGUCACUAUAUCAUAGUUGUUAGAACCUACGCAGAAGAAACAGAAAUUCUAUCAUAUCGAACUGAAAUUUAUGUCUAUUUUCUAAAGAUAAAUUAUGCAACUAUCAGAUACAAUAUAAUUGAAAACUAUUUACACUUACAAUUUAUUUAUGGAAAAUUAUUUACAAAUAAAAAUUAUCACCGAAUUAUUGUCUCGCAAAAAAAACUUGUUAUUGUAUCUUUUUGUAAUCAUCAGUUGAUGAAUUUCAGUAUUAAAUCAAUCUAUAUUUUAUGGUUUUAAUCUGUGCGUAGGAAACGCAACCUAAAGUAUUUUAUUUUAUAUUUUAAAGCUUUUCCGAUGUGAUCUGACAAAUAUAAUUAAUGUUGAUCAAUUAAUUCCAUAUUAAAUUGUUAGUUUCUAGUUAGUAUGUAUUGUCCCUUUACUUGCUUGUGUUAUUGAAAAUAAGGAAAAAAGAUUUGUUCAUUUUAGAUAUAAGUUACAAAGGACACGUUGUUCAUGGAUUUUAAAUCAAUGUUAAAUAUGUAUUUAUGAAACAAAGAUAAAAUGCAUAAGUCGAGAGUGUUGAUUGUCGAUGUAUAUAUUUUAUUUUUUGAAAGUAACAUUAAAUUUGCCUUAUUAAAAAAAGAUUUUUUAGUAACAAUUUACAACAGUACAA
Messenger RNA from Hermetia illucens (black soldier fly), 9354 nucleotides. RefSeq names its product alkaline ceramidase (gene bwa). Gene Ontology annotation, biological process: ceramide metabolic process. The record is from RefSeq and is a predicted model, not a curated record. Gene Ontology annotation, molecular function: hydrolase activity, acting on carbon-nitrogen (but not peptide) bonds, in linear amides. The transcript is spliced from 4 exons. Gene Ontology annotation, cellular component: membrane. Bases 417 to 1226 code for a protein of 269 amino acids. Lineage: Eukaryota; Metazoa; Arthropoda; Insecta; Diptera; Stratiomyidae.